AUGACGCCUAAACAUUGCUUUCUAGGCUUCCUCGUCAGUUUCUUCCUGACUGCGGUAGCAGGAACUCAGCCAGCCCAUGAAUCUCUGAAGCCUCAGAGGGUACAAUUUCAGUCCCGGAAUUUUCACAACAUUUUGCACUGGCAGCCUGGGAGGGUGCUUACUGGCAACAGCAGUGUCUAUUUUGUGCAAUACAAAAUGUAUGGACAGAGAAAAUGGAAAAGCAAAGAGGACUGUUGGGGUAUUCAAGAACUCUUUUGCGACCUUACCAAUGAAACCUCAGACGUCCAGGAACCUUACUACGGGAGGGUAAGGACGGCCUCGGCGGGAAGCCGCUCGGCCUGGAGCGUGACACGCCGCUUCACUCCCUGGUGGGAAACAAAAAUAGAUCCUCCAGUCAUAAAUAUAACCCAAGUUAAUGGAUCUUUCUUGGUGAUUCUCCAUGCUCCAAAUUUGCCAUAUAGAGACCAAAAGGGAAAAAAUAUAUCAAUGGAAAAUUACUAUGAACUAGUAUACCGCGUUUUUAUAAUCAACAAUUCAUUAGAAAAGGAGCAAAAAAUAUACGAAGGGGCUCACAGAGUCGUUGAAAUCGCAGCUCUCACACCUCGUUCUGGUUUCUGUGUGGUGGCUGAACUGUAUCAGCCCAUGUUAGACAGAGGAAGUCAGAGAAGUGAAGAGAGAUGUGUGAAAAUCCCAUGA
This is a messenger RNA of Cynocephalus volans (Philippine flying lemur), 696 nucleotides long. RefSeq names its product interleukin 22 receptor subunit alpha 2 (gene IL22RA2). The record is from RefSeq and is a predicted model, not a curated record. Gene Ontology annotation, cellular component: plasma membrane. Lineage: Eukaryota; Metazoa; Chordata; Mammalia; Dermoptera; Cynocephalidae. The coding region runs from base 1 to 696 and encodes 231 amino acids. Gene Ontology annotation, biological process: cytokine-mediated signaling pathway. Gene Ontology annotation, molecular function: protein binding; cytokine receptor activity. The transcript is spliced from 5 exons.